AUGGCGCUGCGGCUGCGGGACUCAGGAAUGAAGGUCCACAGGCCUGCCUUGCUCCUCCCACCAGUUCAUAGUGCCCAGCCCAAAUCUCAGUGGUCCCCAGCGGCCAUUGGCCUGCUGUCCUUGUCACCUCUGCUACGACUGCACUUUCCCAGUGACUACCUCCCAGUCAUCCCUUCUCCCUCCUGGCGGCAUCGUGAUCGCCGCUGCACUACAGAAUACAGAUGCUCAUGUCCCCUCUCAGACCUGAAGUGUAAGUUUCUUCUGUUAUAUGGAAACAUUGAUAGCUUAAUCUUCUGCAUCAAAUGCUACCCACAGGCCAAUCCUAAAAUAGGGGAGCCUGAAUUCAAGUACAUUGGGAAUAUGCAUGGUAAUGAGGCGGUUGGACGGGAGCUGCUCAUUUUCUUGGCCCAGUACCUGUGCAACGAAUACCAGAAGGGGAAUGAGACCAUUGUCAACCUGAUCCACAACACGCGAAUUCACAUCAUGCCGUCCCUGAACCCCGAUGGUUUUGAGAAGGCGGCCUCCCAGCCUGGUGAGCUCAAGGACUGGUUUGUGGGUCGAAGCAAUGUCCAGGGCAUAGAUCUGAACCGGAACUUUCCAGAUCUGGAUAGAAUUGUUUAUGUUAAUGAGAAAGAAGGAGGACCCAAUAAUCAUCUGUUGAAAAAUCUGAAGAAGAUUGUGGACCAAAACACAAAGCUUGCUCCUGAAACCAAGGCUGUGAUUCACUGGAUUAUGGACAUUCCUUUUGUGCUUUCUGCCAAUCUCCACGGAGGAGACCUGGUGGCCAAUUACCCGUAUGAUGAGACUCGCAGCGGCAGUGCUCAUGAAUACAGCUCCUGUCCUGACGAUGCCAUCUUCCAAAGCUUGGCUCGUGCAUACUCUUCCUUCAACCCCGCCAUGUCUGACCCCAAUCGGCAGCCCUGUCGCAAGAAUGACGAUGACAGUAGCUUUAUCGACGGGACAACCAAUGGUGGUGCUUGGUACAGCGUACCUGGUGGACUCUGUAUAGAGAGGUCUUCCAAGAGCAAAGUUCACUGUGCUUUCAGAUACAAAUGUCUUGGUUGUUCUUGCCUUUUGCAGAUACAUCGAGGAGUGAAAGGGUUCGUCCGCGACCUUCAAGGGAACCCGAUUGCCAAUGCAACCAUCUCAGUGGAAGGAAUAGACCAUGACGUCACCUCGGCCAAGGAUGGUGAUUACUGGAGAUUGCUUGUACCUGGAAACUAUAAACUUACAGCCUCGGCUCCAGGCUAUCUAGCAACCACAAAGAAAGUGGCAGUUCCUUACAGCCCUGCGGUUGGGGUUGAUUUUGAACUGGAGUCGUUUUCAGAAAGGAAAGAAGAGGAGAAAGAAGAGUUGAUGGAAUGGUGGAAAAUGAUGUCAGAAACUUUAAAUUUUUAAAGAAGCUUCUAAUUAGCUUCUUUUCACCUCUCAUCGAUCUCAUGUAGUAUGAUGUAAUGUGGCCACUUUAUUUUAGAUUUUGUGCAGUUCAUAUUUAACAUUGAUUUAUUUUUUAAUCGUUAAAUAUUAAUCAACAGUACUUAAAUAGACUCUUAGGUAGAAAUAUAAGAAACGGAUCUAUUUUAUUCUUCUGCAGAGCAUUCAUUUUCCUACACAGAGGACUGUAGAAAAAUCCUAAGUAGUUCUGGCAACUUAAUGCACUAUUCCGGGUGUUAUUUACAAUGCCGAACUUUUUGAGUCAUUCUAGUUUUCACAAUGAAUUAGUGAAGCUCUUUUCAUGUCACUUGGGUCAAUGCUGCAUAAUGAAUGCCAUUGAUAAAGUCAACAGAUCCAGCUUGGAGUUGUGAGCGCUCUCCUGCAAGAAUUAAAUAGUGGAGUAUCAAUUGCCAUUUGUCUCUUGUGCUGAUGAGCUGUGUAAGCAUGUUCCUGUUACUGCAUUUCUGAUGGGAAGACAAUGUCCACGGGUAACAAGAGAUGUUACGAAAAGAAAGGAAGUUGACUUCGUGCUUGUAAUUAUAAGGGCGAUAUUGUUAUGACUAUUUAGCCUGUUAAUACUCCUUCAGAGUGUAGGGCUUCCUUGGUAGCUUGGCCUAGAACUGCAUUCUGAAUUAAUAAAGGUUAAAAAAUA
This is a messenger RNA of Dipodomys ordii (Ord's kangaroo rat), 2086 nucleotides long. It is a transcript of the gene Cpe, whose product is annotated as carboxypeptidase E. Gene Ontology annotation, biological process: proteolysis. Bases 1 to 1398 code for a protein of 465 amino acids. The transcript has 11 exons. The record is from RefSeq and is a predicted model, not a curated record. Gene Ontology annotation, molecular function: metallocarboxypeptidase activity; zinc ion binding. NCBI's taxonomy places the organism in Eukaryota, Metazoa, Chordata, Mammalia, Rodentia, Heteromyidae.